AUGGUCAGAUGGGCAUAACUGUCAGGUCUGGAAAAGGGGAGGAGAGGACUGUGGUGUAGGGAGUGUGCAGGAAGGCCUUAAACACAGGAGAGUGAAGAGAGACCAACCAGCCCGACGAGGAGAGACCUUUAUUGUUGACAACCUCGGACGUCCUUGGCUUCACACAUGAUUCCCUGGUGGAGGGCCACACGACUGCUGGCCCAGGGACGAAAUCUUGCCACAGCAGCUGCUAGUGGGCACCACGGUGAUGGGUCAGGUGGUAAGUGAAUUCAGUAAAAGACAAGGCCAAUAGCAUAAAUUGUUGAGCAGCACCAUGUUCUUAGGUCAUGAUUGCUACCUAUUUAUUCUUUCUUUUAUCUUAAUGGUUAUGUAUUAGCAUAUGCCUUUUGGAAUGGGGUCCCUAUGAGGUUUGGUGAAGUUUCUGUCCUAGGAAGCUAAGUACAUAUUAAAGUGACGGCAUCUUCCACUAUCUAGUUAUAUAAGUGCCCCUUUCUCUACACCCCCCCGGCCAAUUAACUGAAAUGUACUACCCCAUUGCUUUCCCUCUGGGUUUGUACUAUUGGAAAGAUGCCGGUGAUUUGGUAUCUGAUCUGUUUUCCACAAAAAAGGACAGCAAAGAAAGGGACCUUGAGAAUGACCUUAUUUCUCUGUUAGAGGGCACUGUGCAACAGCAGAACAUAGAGUAGGUACUGGGCAGAGGGCACUUGCCCCCUGAGAAUCAAAAUGUGCCAGUGGCUCAGGAAAACACAAGGAGGCACUGUGUUGCUCCAAGGAAGUGGAUGCUACAACAGCACACCAAUGCCAUCUGCUGCAGUUUAUGCUCUGCAUUUGGGAUUAUCCUGUCUUUCCUAUUUGUGAUGCAGUGCGAACAUGGAAAAUCUUAUCCUUUGUGGUGGCACUUCCUGGAGUGGGUGUCUGCAUGUUGAAUGUCUAUCUGCAACAAGCAAAUCACCCGCAUGAACCACCUGAGUUCAUCCCAUAUCAUCACCUGCGCCUCCGAUCAAAGGUAAGAAUUAAGCAGGAGAGUUCUGAUAAUGGAUUAGGGAGAAUCAUUUUCCAAAACAAAUAGGUCAAGCUAUGUGGCUUGAGAUAUUGAUACUCAAAGGACACCAUGUGAAUUAUUAUUUAGUCUUUCAAAAUGUCAGCUGACUUUGGUUUUUAUUCUGUGGUUUUAGUUGUCUACUAUUUUACAUCAUACUGUGCUAGCAGCUUUAAAAAAUAUCAUUGUAAUGAUUGUCUUCAUUAUAUUAAGGGGUAUGCAAUUUAAAAAAUAAAUAGAUGGAAGGGGGGGUACUGGCAAUCUAGCCCUCAGUUCUCUUUCUCUCUCCUUCUUUUUCAGCCUUUCCCCUGGGGUGAUGGAAAUCACACCUUCUUUCAUAACCCUCACACCAACCCACUGCCCACAGGUUAUGAAGGAGGCAGCCACCACUGAACCACUGCCAUUCUCUCUUACGGGGGGACAGGGAGGCAUAUACCCCUGUAUAACUUUAUUACUGCUUUGAGACAGGUUUCCAGGGAUAAUAAAAUCUCAUUUUGAUGGGUGGAGCA
This is a messenger RNA of Podarcis lilfordi (Lilford's wall lizard), 1548 nucleotides long. Lineage: Eukaryota; Metazoa; Chordata; Lepidosauria; Squamata; Lacertidae. The record is from the annotation of a GenBank genome assembly.